Owenia fusiformis is the source of this 2594-nucleotide messenger RNA. The record is from the annotation of a GenBank genome assembly. Lineage: Eukaryota; Metazoa; Annelida; Polychaeta; Sabellida; Oweniidae.
GCGAAAUAAAACAAACGAGCCACAUAAAGUGCAUGUAUUCUCAUACGGAAAAAAGAAAGAACAUGAAUUUUGCGAAUAAUUGCUGAUAUAAGCUAAAACACCUCUUAUUUUAGACAAUAUCUAACCGAUAUCACAAUGGGCGACUUCUUGGAAUUCUCUAAUGUUGUUCAAGAAGUUAGAGGUGCAAUGCACCCUGGCAGACUAAAGCUUCAGAGUCAUGAUGUUAUAUUUAAGAAUAUGAAGACGGGGAAAGUGGACCAUUUUAACGCAGAUGAUAUAGAAACCACUCAGUGGCUCAUGAGAGCAAAAGGACAUUGUUUAAAAAUAAAGUUAAAUAACAACACAAUUCACAGAUAUGAUGGAUUCAAAGAAGGGGAAUUUGACAAACUUUCAUCAUUCGUGAAAAACUUUUACAAAACAGAUCUCGAAAAACAGGACCUUUCCCUUAGGGGAUGGAACUGGGGAAAAUCAAAAUUUGAUGCUGGCUCCCUUGAAUUUGAAAUAGGCGGAAAAACAGGUUUUGAAAUCCCACUCUCAAACGUUUCUCACACAACAGCCAAUAAGAAUGAAGUAACGUUAGAGUUUCACCAAAAUGACGAUGCAGCAGUUUCAUUGAUGGAGCUGAGAUUUCACGUUCCAGGGGAGAAGGGAGAUGACAAUGAAAUACCAGCAGUUGAGGAGUUCCACAGUAACAUAUUGGCCAAGGCUGACAUCAUACAGGCCAUUGGUGAAUCAAUAGCUACCUUUGCUGAAGUACAAUGUCUUACACCAAGGGGUCGCUACGAUAUUAAAAUAUACCCAACAUUCUUACAACUUCACGGUAAAACAUUUGAUUACAAGAUUCCAUACACGACAGUUCUGCGGUUGUUCCUGCUUCCUCAUAAAGACAACAGGCAGAUGUUCUUUGUGGUCAGUUUGGAUCCUCCCAUAAAACAAGGCCAGACAAGAUACCCAUUCCUGAUCCUGUUGUUCAGCAAGGAAGAUGAGUGUACACUCGAACUCACACUCAGCGAGGAAGAAUUAAAUGAGAAGUAUGAAGGAAAGCUGCAGAAAGAAAUGACAGGUCCAGAGUAUGAGAUUGUAAGUCGUGUGAUGAAGGCACUCGUGAACAGGAAAAUUACCGUCCCUGGCAGUUUCAGCAGUCACCAUGGAGCCAGCUGCGUUGGAUGUUCUUACAAGGCAUCUUUAGGUAUUCUCUUCCCUUUAGAGAGAGGUUUCAUCUUUGUACACAAACCUCCCAUCCAUAUCAGAUUUGAUGAAAUUACGAACGUCAACUUUGCACGUAGCACUGGAAGUACGCGUUCCUUUGACUUCGAGGUCAACACUAAGGCUGGCACUGCAUAUACAUUUGUUGGAGUUGAAAAGGAUGAGUAUGGCAAAUUGUAUGACUUUGUUACUGCCAAGAAACUGAGAGUUAAAAACAUUGACAAACAAUCGCAACAAUCGGGCACAUAUGAUGACAUCCUUGGCUCAGACAGCGACAAUGAAGGCAACCAUGACGCAUACAUGGAGAGGAUGAAAGCCGAGGCCAAAGAGCGUGACCAAGAUGAUGAUGAUGAUGAGUCAUCUGAGGACUCAGAUUACAACCCUGACAUUGACCAGUGUAGUGAUGUUGAACUUGAGUAUGACACUGAUGCCACAAGCAGUGCUACACCCUCUGAAGAUGAGGGUGGUAAUGCAGCUUCUAGCUCAAGUGAUAAAGAUAUGACUGAAGAAGAGAGGAAGAAGAGGAGAGAAGAGAAGGAACUGAAGCGCAAGAAGAAACACAAAGCCAAAAAAGCAAAGAAAGCAAAGACUAUAAAGGAGCCAGGGACAAGGAAGCCCCGGAAGAAGGGUAAGGCUAAGAAGGACCCUAAUGCCCCUAAGCGUCCUCAGUCCGGCUACUUUCUGUGGUUGAACGAGAACCGCAGCCGUAUCAAGGAGGAAAAUCCUGAUGCUGGAGUUGCUGAUGUAGCCAAGAUAGGUGGCGCUGAAUGGGGCAAAAUAACUGAUAAAUCUGAAUGGGAUGAAAAAGCCAAGCAAGCCAAGGAGGUCUAUAAACAACAGAUGGAAGAGUACUUGGCCAAUAAACCAGAUUCUGACUCUGAUGAUAAUACUGAAAAUACUCCAAAGAAAAAGAAGAAGACAAAGACGAAGAGUCCGAAAAAGAAUGAGGAAUCAAAAGGAGGCUCUGGGGCAAAUUAUAAAUCAAAGGAGUUCCUGGAUGAUGAUAGCAGUAGCAGCAGCACUGACUCUGAUGAUAAACCCCUCAAACCUAAGAAGACACGUUCAAAGCAUAAAGAAGACGGCUCAGGUGAUGAUUCACCUGCAGGAGAGCUGCCCUCAGAGGAGGAGAUCUUGAGUAGCCCUGCUCACUCUGAGAAAGAUGCCAAGGAAUCAGAAUCUGAGGCUGGAAGUGAUUCAGACAGUGAAUAAUCUCAUAGACCUAUACUACAGAAGAUGUUCUGGAGAACACUUGUCUGUAAGGAACACCUCUCUGUAAGGAACACCUCUCUGUAAGGAACACCUCUCUGUAAGGAACACUUGUCUGUAAAGAACACUUUCAUCAAGUAUGGAGUGUUUUCUGUAGAUUGGUUUUACUGUAUGAAAUAAAC